Drepanopeziza brunnea f. sp. 'multigermtubi' MB_m1 is the source of this 1482-nucleotide messenger RNA. RefSeq lists its product as uncharacterized. Gene Ontology annotation, cellular component: cytoplasm. The record is from RefSeq and is a predicted model, not a curated record. NCBI's taxonomy places the organism in Eukaryota, Fungi, Ascomycota, Leotiomycetes, Helotiales, Drepanopezizaceae. Gene Ontology annotation, molecular function: ATP binding; tryptophan-tRNA ligase activity. Gene Ontology annotation, biological process: tryptophanyl-tRNA aminoacylation.
AUGGCCGACCCCGACCCCGAACCCACAGCCACAGCAGCGCUGGCUGCAGAUGCGCCCGUCCCAGCCACGGGAACGAAGCAGAGUAUCGAUCCAUGGAAUGUAUCCGGAGAAGUCGGCGUUGACGGUGUCACCAAAGCCAUUAACUACAUGUCUCUAAUCGACGAGUUUGGCACCAAGAGGAUUCUCGAAGAGGACCUGAAGCGAUUCGAGCAAGUGACGGGGAAGAAGCCGCAUCGGUUUAUGCGGAGAGGCAUCGUGUUCAGUCAUCGUGACUUGAAUCUGAUUUUGGAUCGCCAUGAGAAGGGGGAGCCGUUCUUCUUGUACACGGGGCGGGGACCGAGUAGUGACAGUAUGCACAUUGGACAUACUGUCCCUUUCGAAUUUACGAAGUGGCUACAAGAUGUGUUCGAUGUACCCCUGAUAAUCAUGAUGACCGACGACGAGAAGUACCUCUUCUCAGAGAAACGCACAAUUGAGGAAGUCCAGAGAUAUACCAAGGGAAAUGCAAAGGACAUCAUUGCCGUCGGCUUCGAUCCCAAGAAGACAUUCAUCUUUAGCGACUACGAGUAUAUGGGAGGAGCGUUCUACCGGAACGUUACACGAGUCGCGAAGCACGUCACUCUAAAUGUUGCAAGAGCUGUUUUUGGUUUCGACGGAAGCUCCAACAUUGGCAAAGUCCACUUCGGAGCCAUCCAAGGUGCUACAUCGUUCGCAUCCUCUUUCCCCCAUAUCUUUGGCGACAACGAAGCUGUCACCAACUUAAUUCCCUCCCUUAUUCCCUGCGCCAUCGACCAAGACCCCUACUUCCGCAUGACACGAGAUGUCGCAGCCCGCCUCCACUUCGCCAAGCCAGCUCUCAUUCAUUCGCGGUUCCUCGACGCCCUUCAAGGCCCAGGCUCCAAAAUGAGCGCUUCUGUUGACACUUCUGCAAUCUUCAUGGCGGAUGAUCCUGCCAAGAUCAAGAACAAGAUCAACAAAUAUGCAUUCAGCGGCGGAAAGGUCUUGGUGGAGGAGCAUAGAAGGGAUGGUGGAGACUGCGAACAAGACGUCUCGUAUCAGUACCUGACGUUCUUCCUCGAGGACGACGCAGAGCUCGAGCAGAUCCGCCAAGACUACUCUAGUGGAAGGAUGUUGACGGGAGAGCUCAAAGCACGAUGUAUCAAGGAGUUGCAGGACUACGUAAAGGGCUUCCAAGAGCGGAGGGCGAAAGUCACUGACGAGGUUGUGGCUGAUUUCUUCAAUGCCAAGAAGCUGGAGUGGGUGGGAAAUCCGAACCCGAUUGUGACGGCUCAGGAGAGCGAGACAGCUCCUGCUGCGGAUGGGGCAGCAAAUGGGGGACCGGUGCCAUUGACGCAGAAUCAAAUGAAAAAGUUGGCCAAGGAGAAGCAGAAUGCUGAGAAAGCUGCUGCGAAGAAGGCCGCGAAGGAGGCCGAGAGGGCGGCCAAGGAAGCUGCGAAGACGGCUUCGGCGAGCGCUGCAUGA